GCCCAUUGUUUACGUAGGCAUUGAGGAGAGGAGGGAAGCAACAGACGACGAUACGGUUUACUAUGGCGGAAGGGGACGGGAGUCCCCGAACACAAGCCGAUAAGUUAAGGAAUGUUUACAAUAAAAAGUACAAAGCGGAUGAAUUGGUGAAGACUGGUGUGUAUGAUCAGAGAGAUGUUGAUAACAUAAACUCCAAUGACCUGUAUGUCAGUCAGUUCAUAAGAAAGACUGAAACCAUUCAGGAUGCAGCAGACAGGUUACACGAGGCUCUAAAAUGGCGAAAAGAGAUUGGUGUCAGAGAUAUAACAGAGUCCACAUUUCCCCGAGAGUUUUGGGAGAUUGGUGCAAUGUACUUCCACAGCACAGACAAAGAAGGCCGCAAAAUAAUCUGGCUGAAAAUAUCAAUGCACAAGAAAGACGCAAAUAUGUUGCCUAUGAUAAAACAGUAUUUUGCAUAUUGUUUUGAGACUUCAUAUAAUGAGAGUCCAGAGGAUGAAAUUGUGAUGCUUUUUGAUAUGACCAACACAGGGCUUUCAAAUUUGGAUAUGGAAAUGAUCAAAUUUGUUAUUACAUCCUUCAAGGUAUAUUAUCCUACAUUAUUGGGAUACCUGCUGAUUUAUGAAAUGCCUUGGUUAUUUAAUGCUGCUUGGAAAAUUGUGAAAACUUGGUUGAGUGCAGAAGCUCAGAAAAAGCUCAAAUUUGUCAGUAAGAAUGAUAUACAGGAAUACAUAGACAAAGAAAAUCUACCAGAACAUAUGGGUGGCACUGAUACAUACAAGUACAAAUAUAUUCCCCCAGAGGAGAGAGAAAGUGAAGAUAAUCAAAAUAGUGAUGCCUUAAAGAAGAGGGUAACAUUUGCUGACCAGGAUUCUCCUUUGUACCAGAGUUUUAAUGCAGAAAGUGGAGAUAUUAGUAAUUCAAGUGUGGUUUCAAGUCCUCGAAGUAACAUCAACAGGAAUGCUGGUCCUGUGAGGAGUCGACCAGAGGGGAACAGUUUUGUGGGCCGACUUCUAACCAUAAGCCCAGCAGAGGAGUUAAAGUUCAUCACAGAUUGUGGUGGAAAAGAUACCAUUUCUCUUAAAAACACACUCCCUUAUCCAAUCGCAUACAAAGUAAAGACAACUUCACCUGAAAAAUACAAAGUUCGUCCAAGUUCUGGUAUUGUUAAACCAGGCACAACGGAAAAAGUCAAUGUUCAUCUUCAUCAAGAACAUCACCAAGGAGUAGACAAAGACAAGUUCUUGAUCAUGGCUGUUGAACUGAAUGGGGACCCUCCUGAUAAUCUGUCAGACUACUGGAAAACUGUUCCCAAAGAAAAUAUAAUGGAGCAUAGAUUACGAUGUGUCCAGAUUCGUCGAUCAGACAGCAAUACAAGUGAUUCUCCAUCUAUACUGUCAGCAGAUGAUCAAAUUGCAGCUCUCUCUACUAAGGUUGAUUCCUUGAUAGAAAGUAAUGCCAGUCUACAGAAGGCUGUGAACCUACUGAUACUGUUACAAGCACUGACUCUUCUUAUGUUUGUACUGUACAUUGUGUACUCCUACUUAUACUCAGGUACAGACCCAGCCGUGGUUAAACCAGAAGCUGACUCAACUCCAAACUCCACUGCAGAUAAAUACUGCUCAGGCAGUCUAUUUUGAUUGUUUAAACAUUCAAUUAAAGUAGGUGUUCCCUAAUAUUUGAUUUGUCAUCAUCAGAACAUUGGAGAAAAAGUAUAGAUUUGGGGAUUUUAAAAAAAAGAGUCAUUGAAGGUUGAUUCAUGAAUAUUUUUAUAAUCAUAUUAUGUACAUGGUUAUCCUUGUAAGAAUGCGCUUGCUUUUAAAGUGUGCACUUAUGUUACAUUGGUAUCAUUUUAUGAUUUUUUUCUACAAUUUCUCUAACAAGCUGUGAUAAUCCUUGUUCAUGUUUUUGGUUGUUUUUAUAUCAAAUAAAAACAAAUAGAACUCUG
This is a messenger RNA of Saccostrea cuccullata (small rock oyster), 1945 nucleotides long. Its product is annotated as motile sperm domain-containing protein 2-like. The transcript is spliced from 16 exons. Gene Ontology annotation, cellular component: endomembrane system; endoplasmic reticulum-endosome membrane contact site. Bases 63 to 1637 code for a protein of 524 amino acids. Lineage: Eukaryota; Metazoa; Mollusca; Bivalvia; Ostreida; Ostreidae. The record is from RefSeq and is a predicted model, not a curated record.